This is a messenger RNA of Capsella rubella, 939 nucleotides long. Its product is annotated as protein GLUTAMINE DUMPER 3. Gene Ontology annotation, biological process: regulation of amino acid export. The record is from RefSeq and is a predicted model, not a curated record. The transcript has a single exon. The coding region runs from base 106 to 546 and encodes 146 amino acids. NCBI's taxonomy places the organism in Eukaryota, Viridiplantae, Streptophyta, Magnoliopsida, Brassicales, Brassicaceae.
UUCCUCACUCAUCUUCCUCCUCACACCAAAUAUUUAUAUUUUCUAUUCACAAACAAAAACAUAAAACACUUUUCUCUCUCUCUCUCUCUUUGUUUAACAAACAAUAUGGAAGGAAGACAAUAUUACCCUCCGAGAGAAAACGUCGUCGACGGGAACAGAACCACCACCAUGGGAGGACCUCACUCACCGUGGCAUUCACCGGUUCCUUAUCUCUUUGGUGGUUUAGCUGCGAUGCUCGGUCUCAUAGCUUUUGCUCUUUUAAUCCUCGCUUGCUCUUACUGGCGUCUCUCCGGUUAUCUCGACGGCGAGGAAGACCAGAGAGAUCUCGAGGCCGGAGAUGUCAAACCCGAAAAGGCGGCCGUGAAGCCUGUAGCUUUGCCGGAAAAGUUCUUGGUGAUUAUGGCCGGUGAUGCCAAACCUACUUACUUGGCCACGCCCGCUGAAAAAACUUGUACUUGCGACGACGACGAUGUAGAUGAUGACGUUAAAGGUAGUGAUCAGGUGGUGCGGCGAAGUAACGAAAGUAACGUUGCGGCGACACAUUGAGAAAAACAAAAACAGAGGGAAGUGAUGAGACAAAAACAGAGGAUCGAUCGUCUUACUGUGAAACAGUUUCUUGAAGAGAACUGUUUUGUAGCAUCUGACCCGGUUGCGUCGGGUACUCGGGUCGGGUCAGAACUCUACAUGAUGAGAGACCUAAAUCAUCUUAGGAAGGUAUAAAACUGGAUUAUUAGGAAGUGAAAAUUGUGUAUUUUAAUCUCAGCUUUUGCGUAGUUUUAGGUUAUGUUUUUGUAGUUGUAAGUUUGUAUAACUCACCAGUUUUGUUCCAUUUCUAGGUCAUGAUGAGGGAAAAAAAUGUAAAUUUCUGAGACUAUGAAUGGGAGAUUUGUGAUUAUUAUAUUUUUGUGACUAAGAAUAAAAAAAAAAUUCUUGAUUAUA